Scatophagus argus is the source of this 1923-nucleotide messenger RNA. RefSeq names its product protein FAM8A1-like. NCBI's taxonomy places the organism in Eukaryota, Metazoa, Chordata, Actinopteri, Scatophagidae. Bases 25 to 1116 code for a protein of 363 amino acids. The record is from RefSeq and is a predicted model, not a curated record. The transcript has 6 exons.
GGGGGGGGUCACAUUUUGUUUGAAAUGGACAACACCUUGGUGAAAGUUUAUUCGUCAUUAGAAAACAACUGUUUACUUCAUGAUGAAAAUAUCCGGAAUGCCCUCGUACGUGACGCGACGCCAUCAUCAAACAUGGCCGACAUAGAAAACACAAACAUGGAAGUCGAUAAGGAAAAGGAUAAUUCCUUUGCUAACAAAGUUGAUUCUACUCAAACCAUGGGCAACCAGAACAAUGUGGAGGGCAAGAAAAACGCCGACGAAGGCCUCGUCACAACGAAAUACUGCGAGCAGCUGCAGGCGUGGAUGUGGCAGUACUACACUGGAUAUGUGAACUGGCAGAGCUGGCUGGCAGCGUCAGCCAUGCCCUGCCCUUACCAUUUGCAGUCGGUAAACGGCACGUCAGUGGCACCUCUUGAUAUCAAUUCACAGAACUGGUAUAACGGUCCCUUUGGUCUUCCGUUAUCGUCGUAUCCGCCUGCUGUCACCACCCCAAACAGCCAGGCAGGCGAAGCAGCUGGCGGGGCUGCAGUGUCCGCUCAGCCGCCGCAGCAGCUGCCGCAGGAGAAUGGAAAUGCACAGAGAGCAGGUCGGGAGUACAGCAUACCUUCACCUCUCCAAAGACUCCUGGCUGAGAUGGUGGAUUUCUUAAUAUUGUUUUUCAUCAAAGCAACCAUAAUCAUCAGUAUUAUGCACCUGAGUGGAAUAAAGGAUGUUUCCAAGUUCGCCAUGCAUUUCAUAGUGGAGGAAAUAGAUGAGGACACGUCGAUGGAGGAGCUACAGAAAAUGAUGCUUGUAGCACUUGUGUACCGUAUAUUAGUGUGUUUUUAUGAGAUUAUAUGCAUUUGGGGAGCAGGAGGAGCCACUCCGGGGAAGUUUCUCAUUGGACUCAGAGUUGUUACAUGUGACUCAUCAGUUCUGGUUCAGCCUAACAGGGUGCUUGUGGUGCCAGCAACUAAUGUUUCGCUGUCUGCAUCAACUGUCCGAGCCUUGAACAAAAACUUUUCAAUUGCCUUCUUUUUCCCGGCUUUCAUCACACUUCUGUUCUUCCAGCAUAACAGGACUGUGUAUGAUAUGGUCGCUGGUACAAUUGUUGUUAAGCGCUCCAGGGUCAGAUGACGCAGAAGAGCCCAGAAGAGAGUGCUACACAAAUGGUCAGCAGGCACUGUGUGAUGUUUUUUUUUUUUUUGUAAAUGCCUGCAGAACUCUGCAGAACAUGCAGCACAUUAAGAUGGUUGCAGAGAGUUUGAUACACGUUAGUAUGAACUAUUACAUUUCCCUAAAACUUGGGUUUGGUUGUCUCAGACAGAUAGCGUAUUUCUGUCUGCAUAUCUAUAUGCCGCUUUCAGAAUCUGUUCCUGUGCCAAAUUGAGUUUUCCUUUGGAGACGGGAAAAUGGAUGGUCCAUGCUAUCUUUUCAUUAGCACAAUAUUUGCCUCUUUUUAAAAACUUCCCGAUUAAGGGUGAAUGUCUCGUAUUUCUCAGUAUUUAAGUCACUAAUCAUGUAUUAAUGAGAUUAUACCUCCAGUAUCUAUUUAUAUUAAAAACUAUCUUAAUAGCUGUAUGCUCAGACUUUUCAUUUGAGUUGUUGAUCUUCACUGAAGAAGUGACAUCCUCAGCUUGUUCAGCUGUUGGAGUACUUUGAAAGGCAGAUUUAAGUGUGUUAAAGGGAAAUGCAAACCUGACCACAAUUGCUCUUUCUUUACUCCAAACUCAGCAUGUAUGUGACUGAAAACAUUCAUGUAUGACACAUUUUAUGAUGAAUAGUUUUUUGCAUUGAAGAAGUUUAAAUGAUUUUUUUAAAAAUGCAGUAAUUCCCUCUGCAUGUUGGAGAUGUCUGUCUUUCAGCACUUUGUCUGCUUUUUGAUAAUUCCUACAGUGUUUUGAUACUAAUUAAAUGGCCUUAUUAGGUUAUGUGAACUUAAAA